CACAACCCCAAUCGCCCAAUCUCUACAACCACCACCCACCCAACACACAUCUACAUAAUAGCAUCCUUGAAUUGAAAUUAAUUAGUUACAUUUGAGACUCUUGAAAAUGAGAUUCCAAUGAAAGCACCCAAACCUUAAAAAAAAGAUUUCAAUGAAAGUUAGUUUUGGGAAAAUCCUAACUUCUUGUGAGAAUUGAGAAAGGGAGGUAUGUUUCAAGAUGCCUUGCAGUGGUAAGAGGAGAGCUUACAAAUUCCAAGCCCGGCUCAAAUCUAAAUGAGAUUCCAUAUCCGAAGCCGGAAAAGCAACGAACGGAGACAAACAUGAAGUCACCACGUUUGACUGCGGUGCUAAGGGGCGAGAUGGAACCUGGUGUUCUUGAUAGUAUAAUUAAUAGGCUUCUUGAAGUUAGAGGGAGACCAGGCAAACAAGUGCAGCUCCAGGAGGCUGAGAUAAGGCAACUUUGUUUUGUAUCCAAGGAUAUUUUCUUGAGGCAGCCUAAUCUUUUGGAGCUUGAUGCUCCUAUCAAGAUUUGUGGUGAUGUCCAUGGUCAGUAUUCAGAUCUUCUGAGGCUUUUUGAGUUUGGCGGAUUACCUUCUCACUCCAACUACUUGUUCUUGGGGGAUUAUGUCGAUCGUGGGAAGCAAAGCCUUGAAACCAUAUGCCUUCUCCUUGCAUAUAAAAUAAAGUAUCCAGAGAAUUUUUUCCUUCUGAGGGGCAACCAUGAAUGUGCUUCAAUAAACCGAAUAUAUGGGUUUUUUGAUGAGUGUAAACGAAGAUUUAAUGUCAGACUCUGGAAAGUAUUUACAGAAUGUUUCAACUGCCUUCCUGUGGCAGCUCUCAUUGAUGAGAAAAUUCUCUGCAUGCAUGGCGGACUAUCUCCUGAGUUAAACAAUUUAAAUCAGAUUAAGAGUUUACAGCGACCUACUGAUGUCCCAGACAGUGGUUUGCUAUGUGAUCUCCUGUGGUCUGAUCCUAGCAAAGACAUUCAAGGUUGGGGACCAAAUGAGAGGGGAGUUUCCUUUACCUUUGGUGCUGAUAGGGUGACGGAGUUUCUUCGGAAGCAUGAUCUAGAUUUAAUUUGCCGAGCUCACCAGGUUGUCGAAGAUGGAUAUGAGUUCUUUGCCAACAGACAACUUGUGACAAUAUUUUCAGCACCUAAUUACUGUGGUGAGUUUGACAAUGCUGGGGCAAUGAUGAGCGUGGAUGAGUCUCUUAUGUGCUCUUUCCAGAUAUUGAAACCUGCUGAAAAGAAGCCAAAGUUUGGCUUUGGGAGUAGAGCUUCAGCUAAGCCGGGUACUACAAUGAAAGCCAAGUCGUUUCUUGGUGCAAUGGCGUAAGGUAUUGUGAUAGGAGAUCCUGAAGAAAAUAUCUGCUUUAGGUUGGACAUAGGUAAUAAGGUUGCAAUUUUAGUAGUCCUGAUUGCUUUCAACACAAGGGACAAACACAAAUUUAGCAAAUUCCUUCAGCUAGGAAGAGUGCAGAAGAUCUUCCGUGGAGAAUCUGCAAUCAUAUGAAGUGAGACUGUAAAACCUUCCAUGUAAGAGUGGGGAAAGUUGGAAAAAGAGUUGGGUUGAAUCAUUUCUUUCUUUUUUUUGUUAUUUGGGUCUUGCAUUUCCAUGUUAAAUAAUAACAGUUUACAGUUGUAAGACUCACUGUCAGUAUUCUCCUCUUUGUUCAAUCUGUGUAUUAACCAUAGAACGAAAAUAAAGUUGAAAGGAAAUUUGGGAUUGAA
Prunus mume (Japanese apricot) is the source of this 1732-nucleotide messenger RNA. RefSeq names its product serine/threonine-protein phosphatase PP1. The record is from RefSeq and is a predicted model, not a curated record. Gene Ontology annotation, molecular function: protein serine/threonine phosphatase activity. Lineage: Eukaryota; Viridiplantae; Streptophyta; Magnoliopsida; Rosales; Rosaceae. Gene Ontology annotation, cellular component: cytoplasm; nucleus.